UGUGUGAGGAGCUCACAAAUCCUAGAAAGAUUUGGACAUCGUCCCAUCGGUGAGCUCCUUCGGCAGGCAAGGCUGCAUUGGCUGGGCCAUGUAGCCCGCAUGCCCAAUCACCGCAUGCCCAAACAGCUUUUGUUCGGCCGGAUUGAGGGGGCUAAACGGGCACGGCACGGGCUAGAGAAGAGAUGGAGUGAUGUGGUACAGGAGGAUGUGGAGCUGAGUGGACUUGCCGAUGACUGGUACCAGCGGUGUCAAGAUCGGCCUCUGUGGAGGAGGCUCGUGAAAGACGCUGCUGGGCAGUUGGAGGCAGUCGCCCUCCAACAACAACAGAGGGCGUAGGAGCGACGCUCACAACAACGAGCGGAGCGCCGGGUGGCUAAAGCACAGCAAGUUGGCACAGUAGGGGGCACAGGUGGUGCAUCAGCCAGUCAUCUCAGUCAGUCGACCUGUGGCACCUGGGUCUGUCCCGUGACCUCCUGCCAGCGGGCGUUCGACACUUCACGUGGUCUCAAGGUCAACUCGGCCUCAAAUGUGUACCCGGUACGGUGUGUAAACAUCGCGAAAUGGGAGACAAAGGCGGACGUGCGUGGUGCUGGCCACCUAACAGUCUGCUCAAGGCUAUACGGGGGAUUUUUCCACGUGAGUAUCUGUGUGUGCGUGACUAGCUGUGUGAGUGAGUGUCCUACGUAUAUAAGUACCCAUGGGGGUGAUUAGCUGUGUGAGCCAGUAUCUGUGCGAGUGUCCGUGUUACUGAGUACCCAUGAUAAUGAGCGAGUGCUCGUAAGCGAGCACACUGGCGGCGCAUCUCACCGCUGCCCGCCGGGGGUGUCGGUGCGGCGUCUCCGCCCCGCGUGGCGGCUCCCGGCCGCUGGUGCGCUCCGUGAGGGGAGAGGAGACACGACCGGACUUCUCCGGGCUCGCCACGGACACCACCGCUGCUCUCGUUCGGGACUAGCGCCAGCGCCACCUCCCGUGCCGCUCAAGCUCCCGCAGGAGGACGAGGAGAUGAGGAGGAGGAGGAGUAUCCGCCACUCUCCCUGGCACACAACGACAGAGAUCCCCGUACAGCCUGUACCUGCCGUUGGGGCAAGUUCCGUUAUCGAGUACCGUAGUUCCUACGAGUGCCGCGUGCGCGUGCCCAGACACGCACGGCACCCGCGCAGACCGCAGGCAUCUCGCACGGCGCUGCCAGCCGCGGUGACGGGGUGGUGCGAGCGAGUCGAGCGAACAUUUGACCUCGGUGGGAUCACUGUAUAGUCUUUGAACCCCGGUGCAUGAAUUGUACAACAGUAAUAUCAGAAUCAGAAUCUUUAUUUAUCCUGAGCUAUUAAGUUAUUUUUCACAGAGGUCCAAUAAUAAACGAACCCUGGGGGUCAGGGUUCGCUGUGAGCUGUCCGCCCAGGUGCCCCCCGCACUGGCGGCUGUCUCUGUGAAGGUGCAAGAGACAAGACGGGCAACCCCCCCACCACCAUCGCUGCAGCUCGGGCAGAGGCCAAGCAGGCCUCAGCCUGGCCGGUGCGCGGACGGACGUCCACUGCCACUGCCGUGCGUGAAGCAGGUGCCGUAGGCCCCCCAUGUUCACCAAUUGCAUUGACCAGCGUGGUGAAGUAUGGUCAAAUGACCCCCACGACCUGCACGGUAUGUGGAGUGACACAAGUGCCGCGCUGUGUGUGGGGCUGCUGUGCUGUUUGUGUCUGCUGUGUGUGUUGUGCUGUGUGUGGGGCUGCUGUGCUGUAUGUGUCUGCUGUGUGUGCUGUGCUGUGUGUGGGGCUGCUGUGCUGUGUGUCUGCUGUGUGUGUUGUGCUGUGUGUGGGGCUGCUGUGCUGUAUGUAUCUGCUGUGUGUGUUGUGCUGUGUGUGGGGCUGCUGUGCUGUGUGUGUCUGCUGUGUGUGUUGUGCUGUGUGUGGGGCUGCUGUGCCAUAUGUUGCGCUGUGUGUGGAGCUGCUGUGUGUGUGUUGUGCUGUGUGUGGAGCUGCUGUGUGUGUGUUGUGCUGUGUGUGGGGCUGCUGUGCUGUGUGUGUCUGCUGUGUGUGUUGUGCUGUGUGUGGAGCUGCUGUGUGUGUGUUGUGCUGUGUGUGUCUGCUGUGUGUGUUGUGCUGUGUGUGGGGCUGCUGUGCCAUGUGUUGCGCUGUGUGUUGUGCUGUGUGUGGAGCUGCUGUGUGUGUGUUGUGCUGUGUGUGGCUGCUGUGUGUGUGUUGUGCUGUGUGUGUGUUGUGCUGUGUGUGUGGCUGUGUGUGUGUGCUGUGUGUGGAGCUGCUGUGUGUGUGUUGUGCUGUGUGUGGAGCUGCUGUGUGUGUGUUGUGCUGUGUGUGUGUGCUGUGUGUGGAGCUGCUAUGUGUGUGUUGUGCUGUGUGUGUGUGCUGUGUGUGGGGCUGCUGUGCCGUGUGUUGUGCCGUGUGUUGUGCUGUGUGUGUUGUGCCGUGUGUUGUGCUGUGUGUGUGGCUGUGUGUGUGUGGCUGCUGUGCCGUGUUGUGCCGUGUGUUGUGCCGUGUGUGUGUCUGCUGUGCCGUGUGUUGUGCCGUGUGUGUUGUGCCGUGUGUGCGUUGUGCCGUGUGUGCGUUGUGCCGUGUGUGCGUUGUGCCGUGUGUGCGUUGUGCCGUGUGUGCGUUGUGCCGUGUGUGCGUUGUGCUGUGUGUGUUGUGCUGUGUGUGUUGUGCUGUGUGCGUUGUGCCGUGUGUGUGCGUUGUGCCGUGUGUGUGUGUUGUGCCGUGUGUGUUGUGCUGUGCCGUGUGUGUGUGUUGUGCCGUGUGUGUGUUGUGCUGUGUGCGUUGUGCCGUGUGUGUGUGUCUGCGUUGUGCGCUCUGCUGCUCGCUGCGAGUGUUGCUGCGCUCCCAGAAUAGCCUCCCGCGCGCGUGCGUCGGCUUCUAUUUCUGACAGCAGCAGCUGCUGCCUUGACCCCCCCCCCCAGCCUCGGGCCCCCCAACUCUGCCUCACGGCCUCCACUGCCGACUGGAGCUCCGGGCCUGCGGCCGCGAGUCUGCACCAUGGCCGGGUUUCCCCUCCUAACCGCCGCGCUGGCCACAGUUCUGCUGGUGGCUUGCAGCCUGCCGAGCGGAGCCGCGGGCGACCAGAACGUCUACCUGUCACCGGACACCCUCUUCGUGCACUUCCUCAACCGCGAGUACUUCGCCGAGUUCUUCCAGGGACGCCGAGAUGACCCCAUGACCUUUAACUUGAACUUGGAGGGUCACCCCGACCUGCCCGGCUGGCUGCGCUACCUGCAGAGGUCACCGUAUGAGAACGGGCUCCUGUACGGCACAGCCAGCGCACGGCACGAAGGCAAGAGUGUGAUCCAGGUGGUUGCCUGUAACCGCCGCACGUUCCAAGUGGUGAAGCAACGACUCAUACUCCACAUCCAUGCAGUGCCAGACAACGAGGUGCCGUUCCGCUUCGAGCUGUUCCUGUCCAACGUGGAUGUGGACGACCUGCUGCGCCCGGACGUGAGGGCCAGCUUCGAGGAGCUGGCCCGCACCGCCUGGGGGGCCCAGCCACCCCCCCAAGCCUUCCGCCUCGUCAACGUCACGUCGGCGCUGGAGAGGGGGGGCCGCGUGCCCCUCCCCAUCCGGGGCCUCAAGGAGGGCGUGUACGUCCAGGUGGGCGCGGACGCCGCGUCCCCGCGCCUGCUCGACGCCGUGCGCCGGGCCGCCUCCUCGUGCGACCAGCGCCAUGCGCCCGCGCCGCCCACUCACAGCAUCUUCUACCCGCGCUUCCGCAGCGACUGGUGCCGGCUCCGGCUGCUGAACGCGUCGGGGCCCCCGGAGGCCGGGGACGAGGCCCCGGGAGGCAGCGGGGUCCUCGACGCCUGGGGCCCGGCGUGGGCGCCGCCCCCGUCGGACCUGCCGCCGCGCGACUUCUCGGCCGCGUACGCCUUGGCCGUCGCACUGCCGCUGGUUCUCGCGGUCCUUUUCAUCGCCGUCCUCACCUACGUCAUGUGCUGCCGCCGCGAGGGCCUGGAGAAGAGAGACACAGCUACUCCUGAGAUGCAGCUGGUGCACCACCGCUCGAUCCGCGAGACGGUGCGAGAGCUGCGCGACCUGGCGCUGCGCCGCGACGUGCGACCGCUCUCUACGCUGCCCAUGUUUAACCCCCGUGGGGGGGGGGCCCUCCCCAGCCGGGGACCGGACGGGGACACCGGCACCACGAGGCUCAUCGGGGCCGAGCAGACCCCACCAAGUGAGCGACCUUCCCGACCGCCUCCCUACCAGGGCAGGCCCCACGCGCGUCAGGAGACCAGCUUCACGGACUCCCCGCGGAGCUGAUGACGAGGGCUCGGCGAGGACGUCGCCCACGCACGCGCAUCGUUGGAGGCUCCUGUCGCCUUUGGCGUCUGCGGUGCGGAGGUGUCUUCCUGGGACGGCCCGGGUCUGGCUCGCACGCCAGCGGCACCGUGCGGGCGCCGAGUGGUAAAACCCACGCCUACAGUUUUACCGAAAAG
This is a messenger RNA of Lethenteron reissneri (Far Eastern brook lamprey), 4432 nucleotides long. RefSeq names its product epsilon-sarcoglycan-like. Gene Ontology annotation, molecular function: calcium ion binding. Gene Ontology annotation, cellular component: sarcoglycan complex; membrane. The record is from RefSeq and is a predicted model, not a curated record. NCBI's taxonomy places the organism in Eukaryota, Metazoa, Chordata, Hyperoartia, Petromyzontiformes, Petromyzontidae.